AUGAACCGAACACUUCAAGAAGCAGCUCUCUCUAUGAUUCUGCAUGCUGGACUGUCCAAAGCUUUCUGGGCAGAAGCAGUUUGCAAUGCGGCCUAUGUAAGAAACCGAGUCAUCACGACUGCGACCGCGGUAACCCCUUACGAAAGAUGGUAUGGAAAGAAGCCAGAUGUGUCUAAUCUUCGUGUCUUUGGCUGUACUGCUUACGCUCAUGUUCCUGAUGCUUCACGCCAGAAACUUGACCAAAAGGCAGUCAAGAUGCGAUUUGUCGGCUACAGCCUUACACAGAAAGGAUACAGGCUAUAUGAGGAGAGUCGACAAAGAAUCUUCAUUCGCAGAGAUAUAACCUUUAAUGAAACAGACUUCGGGUCUACAAAAGUUCAAAUGAAGUGCGACGAAGGCAGUACUGAAUGCGCUGAAGAAGAAAUGGAAUUAAAGGGCAAAGAUGUGAUAACCGUGGAUGAACAGCAAGAUCUCCCGUCCAGACAUAGCCUACGCAGUGGCAGCAUUGGCUAAAUUCAACUCAUCACCGACCGAGGCACAUCUAACAGCGGUCAAGCGUGUUUUUCGGUAUUUCAAAGGAACUGCUCAGCUACGCCUGCAGUACCAAGAAACCGAUGCUAAUGUAGAGGGAUACUCUGACGCAGAUUGGGCUUCUGACUCAGAUGAUCGACGAUCAACGUCCGGAAACGUAUUUGUGAUGUCGGGUGGUGCAAUCAGUUGGGCAAGCAAGAAACAACCAACAGUGGCUCUUUCAACGUCGGAAUCAGAAUACAUUGCACUAUGUUUUGCAACCCAAGAAGCAGUAUGGCUGCGACAACUGAUGAAAGAUCUACAGAUGGAGUGUACAACAGCGACGACCAUAUAUGAAGAUAAUCAAGGUGAUAUCGCGAUGUCAAGGAACCCAGUGCUACACAAGCGGACGAAGCACAUUGAUAUCAAAUAUAAUUUCGUUCGGGAGAAAACUCAAGAUGAGACAAUUGAGUUGAAGUACUGUCCAACCAAUGAAAUGGUAGCGGAUAUCUUGACAAAGCCACUAUCCAAAGGACAAUUUGAGUAUCUGCGAUGUAAGUUGGGACUGAUACAAGGACAUGUUGAGUGA
Paramuricea clavata is the source of this 1099-nucleotide messenger RNA. The record is from the annotation of a GenBank genome assembly. Lineage: Eukaryota; Metazoa; Cnidaria; Anthozoa; Malacalcyonacea; Plexauridae.